This is a messenger RNA of Pomacea canaliculata, 1144 nucleotides long. RefSeq names its product THAP domain-containing protein 4-like. NCBI's taxonomy places the organism in Eukaryota, Metazoa, Mollusca, Gastropoda, Architaenioglossa, Ampullariidae. The coding region runs from base 54 to 551 and encodes 165 amino acids. The record is from RefSeq and is a predicted model, not a curated record. The transcript is spliced from 5 exons.
AAUUGACUUUGGGUUUAGGGAAAUCCCAUAGUUUACCUUCACCUUCAUCCGAAAUGUCGGACACGUGUAAAGGCAUGAUGAAUGAUGCCAUCAAACCUUUGGCUUGGUUACUUGGACGAUGGCAGGCAGAGAAAGGACAAGGGGUAUACCCAACCAUUUCUGAUUUCAAGUAUGGCGAGGAAGUUGAAUUCUUUCAUGUUGGUCAACCAAAUGUCCAGUUCAGCUUCUAUUCCUGGAAUCCUGAGACCAAAAGACCAAUGCAUCGAGAAAUUGGAUUCAUCCGCAUAAAACCUGGUACCAACAAAGUUGCCCUGAUGUGUGCACACAACUUUGGAGUCUCUGAAGUUCAGGAAGGAGAGGUCACAGAGAACAGGCUACAAGCAGAGACAGUAGGGAUAACACGAAUGAGUUUUGCCAAGGACCCUGAAACAAAGAAGGUAUCAAGAAUAUUUUGUCGCACAGAUGAUGAGUUGGAACAAGUGGUGUCAAUGGAAACCUCAAAUACCCCAAUGACUGAGCAUCUUCGAAUAAAAUAUAAGAAGGUCCAAUAAGCUGCAAAACUAAUUGACAGCACAAAUGGCAUUGGAUAAACAGACUGACAGAUUGCUAGAAAUGGAUACAUAUAGAUUUGAAGUGUUUAUUAAUAUAUGACAAUUAUAAAGUUUUAUUAUAUGACUAACUAGUGAUGAAAUCACACCAUUUCAGUCUUUAAAAGUGACCAAAUUAUCAAACUUUACCUAUUUUCUUGCCAAAUCUUUGUUUUGUGUACAAUAUAUUUUGCUACUAUAAGAUGGUUGUAUCAAAUUUCUUUGUAAUCACUUUCUACAUGAUUUCAAACAUGCAGAGAAAAAUGUAUUGUUUGUUAAAAUAUAUUUUUUUCAUAACUUAUUUUUCAUGUAUUCUUUUUUCAUUUUUCUACGAGUAGUAAAAGAUUAUAUUGUGCAAUAUUUUUACUCUUGGAUUAGUUUGCUGUGAUGUUCACAGCCGUACAACACUCUUCAAGUAUUUUUGUUGCUUCCUUUGCUGAUGUUGGGUCUUACAUGGGAUGGGGAAGAGAUGAGGAGGUGCAAGUUAUCAGAAAAAAAUCUACCAUCUUAACUGAAACCGUUCAAUAAUUUUUAAAAAUAUUUCUUGUACCCUUAAA